Vicia villosa (hairy vetch) is the source of this 1919-nucleotide messenger RNA. RefSeq names its product nuclear transport factor 2. The record is from RefSeq and is a predicted model, not a curated record. Lineage: Eukaryota; Viridiplantae; Streptophyta; Magnoliopsida; Fabales; Fabaceae. Gene Ontology annotation, molecular function: mRNA binding. Gene Ontology annotation, cellular component: ribonucleoprotein complex; cytosol. The transcript has 9 exons. Bases 160 to 1533 code for a protein of 457 amino acids.
AAAAUGUGUAAGUAGGAUUCACGUCAAGAAUAAAAAAAAGCAAUAGCGGGAGUCAUCAUCGUGUAUUGUUGUUUGUGAUCUCCGAACCCAACACAUCACUCUUUUCUGUCGAGAUCUCCAUCUUCCUCACUCACUCUCUCUGCUUUCUGAACCAAGCAGAUGGCAAUGCAGGAAGAGAGCGCUGCUCCUAGUCCUCAAGUUGUUGGCAAUGCUUUUGUGGAGCAAUAUUAUCACAUUCUGCAUCAAUCACCUGACUUGGUGCAUAGAUUCUAUCAGGAUUCAAGUCUCUUAAGCAGAUCAGACAGCAAUGGUGUGAUGAAGACUGUAACAACCACAAAAGCAAUCAAUGAAACAAUUGUUUCCCUGAACUAUGAAGAUUGUACUGCAGAAAUAAAAACUGCAGAUACUCAGGAGUCCCAUGAGAACGGUGUGAUAGUUUUAGUAACUGGAUGCUUAACUGGGAAGGAUAAUGUGAGAAGGAAGUUCGCACAGACAUUCUUUUUGGCUCCACAAGACAAAGGAUAUUAUGUCUUAAAUGACGUCUUUAGAUAUAUUGAAGAGAAUGAUGCCCCACAGUUAAAUUCUGCUUCAAUAAAUGUCACCAAUGAAAAUUCCGAGGCUGUUCACAUACCAGAGUCAGAGGAUAUACACCCUUCGGAACAUCUUGUGGAAGACCCUGCAACAUCCGCAGAGGGUGAAAACUUUAAUAAUGGUGCUGAAGUUUAUCAUCCUCAGGAAACCAAGGAAGAUGUGUCGGUUAUUGAUGAAGAGGUUGUCGUACCGAUCACUGAUUUAAGCGAGAAUGAUAUUGUUACAAUUCAUGAUUCAACUCCUGCAGUCCAGGAUGACGCACAAAAGACAUCAUAUGCAUCCAUAGUAAAAAGUAAAACAGCAACCGGUCAUGUCUAUGUUCCCAACCGAGCCGCAAGAGUUGCAUCUGCUAAAUCCAAUGAACAAUGGCAAGCUACCGCAAAAUCUACUCAUAGACCUGAGGCAUUUGCUCCUAGUAGUGAUAGUACACAAGGGAGUAGUGAUGUUCCUGAAGCAGCUGAAGGUCAUUCCAUAUACAUACGGAACUUGCCAUUUAAUGCAACAAUUGAACUUCUUGAUGAGGUUUUUAAGAAAUUUGGUCCUAUUAAGCAUGGUGGAGUCCAAGUAAGAAGCAGUAAGCAUGGUUUUUGUUUUGGCUUUGUUGAAUUUGAGGAAGUGAGUUCUGUGCACAGCGCACUUAAGGCGUCACCUAUCACUGUUGGUGAGCGACAGGCUGUUAUUGAGGAAAAGAUAUCCACUACACGAGUCAGCGAUGGCGGAAGAGGGAGGUAUCCUUCAGGAAGAGGUGGUUUCCGAAAUGAGGGUUUCAGGGGGCGCGGGAGAUUUGGUGGUGGACGAGGUUAUGGAAGAAACGAAUUCAGGAACCAAGGGGAAUUCUCAGGACGGCCUAGGAGCUCUCAUCGUUCAAGUCAAAAUGGAGGUGGGCGUGGUGGACGUCAUGGUGCAGGGAACCAUAAUGUUACACCGUCUACUACAGAGUGAGCACAUUGGUUAAUAAUAGAUAAAGAAGAAAACAAAACAAACGCCGGUGAUAAAUUUUUUAUAAGCCAAACACAAAAACCUCUUUGUCUUCCCUUGUUUAGGCACAAGUGCAAUAUUUCAUAAUUGCAAUUUGCAAUCAUUCAAAUAGAAGAUGAGUGAGUUCAUCAACCCUUCAGAAGUGUUAUGUAUUGGUCAUGUAAUUUUUGUUUUCCACUUCUCGUCCAUCUCCCAUACUGUUAGAGUCAUAUUGAGCAAGAGUUUUCCUCUUCCUCUGAUUGAGUUAACAUAAAUCUCCAAUGUGGAAGUUUGCCUUGUAAAUUGAUACUAUGUGAAUUCCUUUUCUCUUUGUAAUAAGCUUAAUGGAAAUGGAAACUAUUUAUGAUUGA